AACUCAAAAGUUUUGUUCUUUUUUUUUUAUAGUUAUAGUGAUUCCAAAGCAAAUAACAUUUUACAGUCACUUUCUAAUCACAUGAUGAGUUCGAUGGAUGCUUUAGCAAUGGCGGGAGUGGAAUAUCAAGAAUGGGGACUUAGUAUUGAAGAAUGGGAGCUUCAAGAAUCUGUAGUUCCGCCCCAUUUGCUUGCUGAUGAUUCUGACGAAGAAGAAGAAGAUCAUCGAAACAACAAUGAUUCUGAAGAAAAAGAAAAAGAAGAUCAUCUUCGAGAUGAUGAUGAUGAUAGAGUUUUAGAUGGCUUAGCAGUUAAACAAGUUGUCCCUUGUGACAUUAGAGCUUCGGUUGGGAAACUGAUUGAGCAAUCUCUCUCAUAUAUGAUUGUUCACCUCAAGCAGCUUAAGUUCUUAACACUUCUUGUUGAGAACUUUUUGUUUAGCCAUGUUCUUUAUUUUCUUUUGUAA
Messenger RNA from Camelina sativa (false flax), 465 nucleotides. RefSeq lists its product as uncharacterized. The record is from RefSeq and is a predicted model, not a curated record. Lineage: Eukaryota; Viridiplantae; Streptophyta; Magnoliopsida; Brassicales; Brassicaceae.